This is a messenger RNA of Amphimedon queenslandica, 1607 nucleotides long. RefSeq names its product facilitated trehalose transporter Tret1-like. Gene Ontology annotation, biological process: transmembrane transport. The record is from RefSeq and is a predicted model, not a curated record. Gene Ontology annotation, cellular component: membrane. The coding region runs from base 36 to 1556 and encodes 506 amino acids. NCBI's taxonomy places the organism in Eukaryota, Metazoa, Porifera, Demospongiae, Haplosclerida, Niphatidae. Gene Ontology annotation, molecular function: transmembrane transporter activity. The transcript is spliced from 3 exons.
GGGUGUGGGCUGGUUUUUAGUGGUUUGGGUGUAAAAUGGAUCUUGCUAAGAAACUCCAGCAAUCCGAGAAAUCACUAACCUCUACUCAACUAGAAGCUUCCCCACUGCAGGAGCCAACAAACUACAAUACCUCUUCUCUGUCUUUCUCAAAGAAGCUCACGUCUCUGGUCAAAGGUCCCGAAAGACUAUGGAGCACUACUCUGUUAGCAAUGACAGCUGCCCUUCUAACAGUGGUAGGUGGCUACACCAUUGCAUAUCCAUCCUCCUCACUGGAGGACCUCCAAAACAUAACUGAUGGACGUGCCAUCAAAAAUGGAUCGACCUUUGAAGAUGUAUAUGGAGCUAUUACUCCUAUUGGUGCAUUAUUUGGUGGAAUAGUAGCUGGCUCAUCAGCCGAUGUCCUCGGACGUAGGCCAACAAUUAUCAUAACACUGUUACCAUAUUUUGUGGGUUGGACAAUGCUUGGUAUAUCGUGGUACAUUAAGAAUGUCCUAGCUUUCAAAGUGAUCUUACUAGCCGGUCGUUUUAUUUCUGGAUUUGGACUAGGAUGGGCCGUGUUGAUUGGGCCUGUUUACAUUGGUGAAAUAUCUCUUCCGUCUCUGCGUGGAUUAUACAGCUCAUUUCCACAAUUGUUCCUUAAUAUUGGGAUCAUGAUGUCUUACUUACUCGGAGCCACUGGUUUAAAGUAUCACUAUCUUGCUUUCAUUGCCUCUGGAUUCACUCUCGUCAUUUCACUGGCUAUUGUAUGGGUCCCAGAGACUCCUCGUUUUCUCAUUGCUAAAGACAAUGUAACAAGAGCAUUGAAAACCCUUCGGUUCCUACGAGGGCACAAUGUGGAUCCUAAAGAGGAACUGAUUGAGAUUGAAGAGGCUAUCACAAUGCAAGAGAAACUGUCUUGUCUUGAAGUAUUAAAAGAGCUACCAAAAAGGAGUGUCUACCUUCCAUUUAUGCUUGUCAUGCUACUGAUGUUCUUCCAGCAAUUCUCUGGCAUUAAUGCUCUUGUCUUCUACAGUGCCCCAAUCCUCCAAAGGGCAGGCUUUGGUAGCAACUCUGCCUUCUUGGCUCUGAUGACUGUAGGGAUCACUUCUCUACUAGCUACAUUCCUCAAUACACUCAUUAUUGAUCUCUUUGGUCGUAAACUCUUACUGAUGACUAGCGCAACUUUGAUGGCUUUGAGCUCGUACGGGCUGGGCCUCGUCAUGCAAGACACAGCUCUUAAAUCAGUGGCAAUCGUCUCAGUGAUUGUUUUCCAGGCAGGAUUCUGCAUAGGAUAUGGCGCAACACCAUGGAUAAUGCUACCAGAAUUGAUCCCUCUUCGUGUGAGAGGCCUUCUUGGUGGAGUAACAGCUGCUUUCAACUGGGGCUGUGCCAGUCUCAUCACUGGAUUUUAUUUUGUAGUUUCCAACAAGAUUGGCGCCGACAUAGCUUGGUGGAUAUUUGCCGGCAUUAACGGACUCUCGGUAGCUUUCGUUGCCUUUUUUCUCCCAGAGACAAAAGGAAAGAAACUCGAAAUGACGGAAAAACUAUUUACAAAUAAUUACAAAUUUUGCACAUAACAAGCACAAAUUAUUAUUAUUGUUUUUUUAUGCUGACAAAUAUUAUGAAAU